UAGAGUGUUUUAUCAGUGUAUGAGUGGAGAAGGAAGGUGUCCAGAGAUAAGGGAGAAUGACGAAAUGAAGAUGGGCAAGUAUGUUAUCCACAGAGUUAUGUAGAAUUGUUCGAGUCGAGCAUCAAUCAUUCGUCGCUUUGCUCCAGGAUGAUCACUACCCCUCCGUUAAAUUCUAGACAAGGCUGAUAAAUAAUAACGUAACGAAGGAUUCUUGUUUAACCUUGAUCAACGUGUUCACACACCUGGAAGACCAUUCAAUUGUUUCAAUGGGACAUUCUCCUGAUGAACUAUGCAUGUGAUGAAGAACAACCGUAUAUCCUUACGCAUCUCCAUUGUCCACGAAAUAAUAGACUUUUUAAACUGCAGUACAAUUGUGGACCAUAAUCCAAUCAUAAGGCGUGGUUGUAGAGUGUCUCUUGGCUAAUGAUACCCUUAUUGGGUCUUUAUUCUCGGGUGCGUUAUUGUUCAGAAUGAACAAUCUUCACUCUUUCAAGUCGCCGAAUCAUCAAAGAGGGACGGCCUAGGACAAGAAAAUCUAGGAUCGAUUUGUCAUCUAGAUCUUGAAUAGACAAUGGAGCGGUCUUAAAGUUCCAUGUUCAGACAAAUCGGUUGAUUUAACUUUUACUUUCAGAAAACAAGUCCGCUUAAGAAAAACAUCGAUUGAUACAAUAGCCGAUUGAAAAGAAACAGAUCUUGAACAAACUCUGCUUUUGACUUUUUUAUAUAGAUUGAUUGACUUAUUAAGUAACUAAAGCAGACGAUACGGCCUUCCGGGAGGUAAUCUGUUGGAUUCCGAGUUGUUCUUUUACUGCCGCUACUGGUUGUAAAUUCCCUGCGACUUUUACGAGUUCCCAUGAUGCCUUGCGAAUUGGUUAAAGAGCUAGGCUUAGAUCAUCACAGGAGCGAUAGUCCUUCACACAUGAAGAGACUUACAAACGGUUCACUGCUUGGAACAUCGCAGGACUCUAAUAGCACGAAACUCCGACGCCAGCCAUAGAAAAAGAAAAAAAAUAAACUUGAAAGAGGAACCAAACUACUUAAAAAAUAACGACUUGAGGAUUAAUUAUUUUGGAACAUACGAUAUUUUAGAAUUCAAUCGUUUCAUUGAUUACACGAGGGAUAUUCAAAGGUAUUGCAGCAAGAAAGGUUGGAACUUCGCAGCCAGGGGAAACGUAAAGGGGAUAAACUGUUUUAUUUAUUUCAGUCUCAUAAAUGUACCCUGAGUUUGUCGUGCAUAGCUGACACAUACAGCACGGAAUCCGUGUUUUCCUUUUUUUUUUAAUAGUGAAAAUGUGGAGGUUGUCUGACACAAUGCCGUGGAGAUACUAUACGGAAUAUUUUCUUUUGCUCUUUUCCCUCGUGUAUUUUUUUGUAGGAUGUAACACAAGCGCUUGGCUAGCAUUAUCAGCGAUCCACGCUUCGGGGAUUUCGUCAAUCAAAACAUCGGAUUGUGACAACUUACCUGGGCUGAUUAACAAGCAGAUCCAGAUAUGUAAGCGAAACGCGGAAGUUAUGACAAGCGUUUCUGGCGGAGCGGAAAACGCGAUCCACGAGUGCCAAUUCCAGUUUGCUAACCGGCGAUGGAACUGCUCUACUGUUGAUGAACAGUCCAACGCAGUCUUUGGAAACGUUCUUGAAAACGGAACACGUGAAGCUGCGUUUGUACAUGCCAUAGCGUCUGCGGCGGUAGCACAUUCUGUUACGCGAGCGUGCAGUAGUGGGGAUUUGUUGAAAUGCGGCUGCGACAGGACUGUGACGGGAACGAGUGAAGAAGGCUUCACAUGGUCAGGCUGUUCAGACAACGUCGCAUACGGUGUCCUAUUCUCCCAAUCAUUCGUCGAUUCCAGAGAAAAAAAGAACAAAAUGAAAUACGAUCGCUACCUCAUGAAUAUUCAUAAUAAUGACGCAGGCAGACGGUUGAUAGAAAAUAAUAUGAGGACGGAGUGCAAGUGCCACGGAGUAUCGGGCUCAUGCGAGAUGAAGACGUGCUGGAGAGCCAUGCCCACGUUUCGCUCCGUCGGCGAGAAAUUAAAGGAGAAAUUCGACGGUGCAACAGAGGUUGUUGAAGUAAAAAGCAGCGGUAAACGGAAGUACCUUCUUCCAGCAGACGAGAACUUCAAGCCGUUCACUUCGACCGACUUGAUAUACCUUGUACCGUCGCCGGACUUUUGUAACCCUGACCGUGCCACCGGCUCACUUGGUACAAAAGGAAGAGAAUGCAAUAAAACCUCAAAAGCAAUGGAUGGAUGCGAUCUGAUGUGUUGUGGACGUGGGUUUGACACGUACCAAGAAACUAUCACAGAACGUUGUAGUUGUAAGUUUCAUUGGUGCUGCUACGUAGAGUGCAAACAAUGCAAGAAAACCAUAGAAAUUCACAAAUGCAAGUGAUAGGCAUCAAAAACAGAUUUCACAAGCAAACUCAAAGACAGUGCUGGUCCAACAGUCGAAAUAUAAAAAAUCUAACCUCUACAAACUGGAUUUUGAAUUUUGUGUCACUCUGUAUCGGAAUUUCCUGCAGGUAACGAAACGCGGAUCAACAUUUACAUUUUGCGAUAAUUUUCUUGAACAUAGAGGGUGAUAUUUUUGGAAAACGGCAAUUUUUUUACGUCGUUUUUGCCACGGUAACAGGAAACGCGAUGUUAUUCCCGCUUCAUUUCAUUUAUUUCGAUUUUGAUGCGUAACAAUAACAUUGCAAGAUAAAACUAAAUUGAAUUACUUUUCUAAAUUUAAUAUUUUAUCUUGUAUUUAAGAUUUUCUGUUUUUGAAAGCAUGAUAAAACCUAAUGUUUCCAUAAUUUAAUAAUAUCGAAAAUAUAAUUAUACAGUAUUCAGGGGGAAAAUAAUAGUAACAUGUUUAAUAAACUGAAUACUUGCAAGAUUUGGUCAGAUAUUUGUAUUUCUUAGUUAUAAACAACUAUUAAAAAAUUUCUUAUUUAUAUUAUGUACGGUACUUCAGUAAAUUGUAAUAUAUAGAUUGUGUUUUCAUUGUAAUAAUGAGUGCGGCUCUCUGAUAAAGAAAAUCAUAUUUUCAAUUAUAUAAUGUUAAUAGAAUGAUUGCAUACAUAAAAAAAGAGAUUCUGAUGUUAAAAUUAUGUAAAAACUGAUUUUAGUGCUAUAUUUAUAUUAUGGUUUUUAGUCCACCUACGUGACGGUUUCAAGAUAAAAUUAACAUUUAUUUUCAUAGUUUACUACAUAAAUUGAUUACUCUGCUGUAGUAAUUGUAUUAUGAAUAUUAGAUAGAAUUCUUUAUAUUGUUAUGAAUAAUAAUAUAACAUUAUUAUAUAAAAAGUUUAUUAUUGUACUUUUUAGCUAUAUCAAACAAUAGGAUUAUUAUUUGUUACAAAUGCAAUGACUUAACCAUAAUACAGGGGCGGCUGACGUUGUCGAAAAUAUCUUGCAAAUGUAAGAAAGAAGGUUUUUUACACUGUUGAUUGGAAAAUAAAAGCAAAGAGAAAGAGAAUAGAAAGGAAAGAGAAUUCUGACCGAAGUGUGCACGCUGUAAAUUCGUACUACUGAAAUUAACGUGCACCCAUUGCAACUUUACAACAAAUAAACAAAACAAAACCGUGGUGGGUGCACACUCUUGCAUUAAGGUCAUCAGAUGGUGGUCCUCCAAUAGCUGCGUAUUAGGGGACGUAAAGUUCAUUUACGCACAAAACGAAACAUUUUCACUUUUUAUACUCUUUUAUGAAUUUUAUUAUUGUAGCUAACUUUAGUUGGCUCCUCAGAGAUUGAACUAUACACUGUGGUAAGCUAUUCAGUGCGUGACCUAAUUUAAAUAAUUAUAUACCAGUACGCGCUUCCGGUCAUUUAGGAUACACGGUACUCAAGAGCUUAUGAACAAAUCGCUUUAAAGCUUAAUGUAUUCUUAACAAUCACCAAUCUAUUUAAUAUUGUGAAUUAGUUUGCUGUUAUAUUCUUGGUACUCAACAAAGUUAGUGGUACAAACGCUCAAGCGUACGGUAACCUAAGUCCUUUAUGAAAGUGUAUUUUUCAACGAAAGCGACCCUUUUAAUUAGUUUAAUAAUAAUAAUAAUAAUAAUAAUAAUAAUAAUAAUAAUAAUAAUAAUAAAAAAUAAUAAU
Molecule: messenger RNA, 4082 nt
Organism: Anneissia japonica
Lineage: Eukaryota; Metazoa; Echinodermata; Crinoidea; Comatulida; Comatulidae
Product: protein Wnt-4-like
Exons: 6
Coding region: 1291-2388 (365 amino acids)
Biological process (GO): cell fate commitment; canonical Wnt signaling pathway; neuron differentiation
Cellular component (GO): extracellular region
Molecular function (GO): frizzled binding; cytokine activity
Source: RefSeq, a predicted model, not a curated record